CACAUCGGCAUUCAAAGAUUGUCUCAAUACUAUCGAGGUGGGCGUCGUCUACUUUACUCUUUUGUCUAUUCGAUUAUCUCUGCCAGGAACAACCAGCCGAGAGGAAACAUUCAACCAACGUCGACCAUGGCUGAACAAUACCAAUAUACCUUGUACACGUAUUUUCGGUCCUCUUGCUCAGCACGCAUUCGAAUUGCUGCUUUGCUUAAGGGCAUUUCGCUCGAUUAUAAGUUCAUCCACCUUGUGAAAGGCGAGCAACUCACGAGGGAGUACAAGACCCACAACCCUAGCGCAUCUGUACCGACACUCAUUGUAACCGACGUCAAGUCAGGCAAGACCGCUGCUACUAUACGACAAUCGCCAGCGAUCCUGGAGUACUUUGAGGAGGCAAGACCUGACUUACCUCGAUUACUCCCUCCUCCAGAUGACCCAGUCGGUCGAGCCAGGGUGCGUGAGUUAUUCGACAUUAUAGCUUGUGACAUUCAACCAGUCACGAAUCUCAGAGUUUUGAACUUUAUCAAGCCCCUGGAUGUGGAAGCAAAGGAUUGGCAACGGCAUUUCAUGAGUCUGGGGUUGCGAGCCUAUGAAGAGUUGCUCAAGCAGUACUCUGGAAAAUAUAGCGUUGGUGACGAAGUGUCCAUGGCGGAUUGUGCACUGACACCUGCCAUCGAUAACGCAUUGAGAUUUGGUGUCGACGUCAAGACUGAAUUUCCUCAGACCUGGAAGGUUUGGGAGAACCUCAAGGUCAUUGAAGCUUUUCAAAAGGGGAGAUGGAACUGUCAGGAUGACACUCCCGAUGAGCUCAAGGGGAAGGAGUAGGAGAAAGGCCAGAAGAUAUUGACACGACGGAUUCAACUUCUUACUUUACACAUGUUCACCGGACCACAUGUCGAGUGAUUGUCUGAUUGGAACCAAGUCAUUGGUCCAUAGCAAUGGUGGUUGCAGAGAGUAUGUAUCGUGAUA
Exophiala oligosperma is the source of this 963-nucleotide messenger RNA. Its product is annotated as maleylacetoacetate isomerase. Bases 127 to 819 code for a protein of 230 amino acids. Gene Ontology annotation, biological process: glutathione metabolic process; L-phenylalanine catabolic process. The record is from RefSeq and is a predicted model, not a curated record. NCBI's taxonomy places the organism in Eukaryota, Fungi, Ascomycota, Eurotiomycetes, Chaetothyriales, Herpotrichiellaceae. The transcript has a single exon. Gene Ontology annotation, cellular component: cytoplasm; mitochondrion. Gene Ontology annotation, molecular function: glutathione transferase activity; maleylacetoacetate isomerase activity.